AACUCUUCUCUCCCCAACAGAAUGCAUGCCGGGGUGGCUUCCCUUCGACGACACUCGCUGUCUGUGGUUCUCGGAGGAGAAACUGACGAGACGGAAGGCGGAGGAACAGUGCAGGUCAUUCGGACACAGAGGUACCCUGGUGGAGAUUCACUCCGCCCAGGACCAGGAGAGAGUCAGGGAAAUCAGGAGUGGGAAAGGAUGGAAAUACACCCACGCAGUCUGGCUGAGCGGGGAGAUCAAACAAUGGGACUUCACCGGCUCUCACGAGAUCCUCCCGUUCCAGAACUUCUCAAAGGCAGACACGGCCAACAUGUGUGUCCGUAUGAUCGCCGAGUAUUACCCAGACCGCGGCGGUUGGAAGAUGGUACCUUGUGACGGAGCAAACAAGGAGCUCUACAUCUGUCAGAUGGAGAAAAUGGCAUCUCCCAAGCCCGUGGACGUGAACAAACACAGAGUGAGGAAGAGACCCGCCGGUUUGGACAAACAGACUGGCUUCUUACUGGACAAGAAAGGAUACAGAGUGCCCUUCAAGGGGAAGAUAACCAGGUGGUACUACAUGGCGAAGAAUGGCGGAGAGCUGGACUUUGUGGUGUUCCGGAGAAAUGCACGGGGCAGUCAAGGACCGCCGUACGUGUAUGUUGGAAGCAAUAAAGUCAGCGCUGAGGCUAACUGGAUCUUCGGAUUUGAGGUCCCAGCAGACGAGCAGAUCUCGGUACAACGAGGUGACGUCAUCGGCGUGUACAGCCAGGCCAAGGACAUCCUGUACAUCAACAAAUGCAAGAACAAGAAACAAAAACUGAUGAACUUGCCGGUCACCAGAGCCCCGAACUUCCAGAUCAUCGCGAGAACCAGAGGCGUGUUCCAUCCCAGGAGACGAGAAUGCCUCGUCCCAUCUGUGGGAUUCCGAGUGGAGCCUACUUAGACGCCAUAACACGUCAUACGUCACACGUCACAGGUCCAUGGCGUCACUGUAACAGGCCUCUGAGAUGGACCCCCCU
Aplysia californica (California sea hare) is the source of this 998-nucleotide messenger RNA. RefSeq lists its product as uncharacterized. The record is from RefSeq and is a predicted model, not a curated record. NCBI's taxonomy places the organism in Eukaryota, Metazoa, Mollusca, Gastropoda, Aplysiida, Aplysiidae.